This is a messenger RNA of Dracunculus medinensis (Guinea worm), 342 nucleotides long. Lineage: Eukaryota; Metazoa; Nematoda; Chromadorea; Rhabditida; Dracunculidae. The record is from the annotation of a GenBank genome assembly.
CUGGCUUAUUGGACCGAAUGGGUUUUCUUGGCAAUAGAAGUACAGGUAAGUCGCAGCAUCAACCGAGUUUUUGAAGGGCAGAAUAAUUCUGAAGGAAAAAAUAUUGAAGCAAUGAUGUGUCAACAAGCCGUCGAAAAAUUGAAUGAAUAUGAGGGCAGAUUAACCGAUUUAAAAAUGAAGAUGACUGAUUCAUUAAAAUGGAAUAACAUCGAUGAUGCCUUACGCUAUCAUUUAGCGAUGCGUGAUUGUCGUGAUACCGCUUUUCGGAUAAUUCAUGUUGAUUUACUUCUGAAUAGCGAUCAGUUGCGUGCAUUUGGAAUCUCAUCGAAAUGGAGUACAUAA